AUGUGGUUGCAGAUCCGCUACCUGCACGGGCGCUGGGCGCGGCUGGAGAGCUGCCGCAAGGCGCUGGUGUGGCAGAAGCGCUACCUGCAGCGCGAGCUGGCGGGCUACGGCGAGCUGGAGCGCCGCCUGCGCCCGCCCGCCGCCGCCACCGCCGCGCGCAGCGCCGGCCGCGAGCGGUUCAAAUGCGUGGCGUUGGCGGCGGUGGCGACGCUGCGCAUGGGCUACCUGGUGCGACGGCGCGAGGCGGCGCGCGCGGCUGCCGCCAGCGCGCUGAUCGCGCCCACGCCCACGCGCCACGCCUCGCCCCGCCCCACGCCCACGCCCACCGCCAGGCCUCUGCUGCUCACCACGCCGCACUCCGGCACGCCGGCGCCGCGGCGCGCGCUACGCCGGGACCUGCGCCUCACGCUGCCCGCCUCGCCCACGCCCACGCCCACCUCCACGCCCAAGCGCAUACACGCAUUACCUGAUUCAAAUCGUCGAUCUGCAUUCGAAGUGAAUUCACCACUAGAAGAGCCCUUUAAGUUGAGCAGCUCGCCACGCGACGACGCCGCCGCCUACCUGCACCGCCUGGACGCCGUCAGCCGCAGGCUGCGCGACGCCGAC
This is a messenger RNA of Brenthis ino (lesser marbled fritillary), 606 nucleotides long. The record is from the annotation of a GenBank genome assembly. NCBI's taxonomy places the organism in Eukaryota, Metazoa, Arthropoda, Insecta, Lepidoptera, Nymphalidae.